AUGAGCACGGAAUCUGAAUUGCAGGCCAAAUAUAAUGCUGCCGUCGAGCGUUACCAAGCCGCUGUACAGGCCGAGGCAACUGCUAAGAAGGAAAAAGUUGAGAAAUGGACUGUGGAAAGAAAAACACAGGAUGGCACCAAACAAUAUUAUCUCGCUUGGGCAGAAAUAAACAAGGCAGAGAUAGCUUUCACUGAAAAGGUUGAACAAAGGUAUACUGCUGCGUAUACGAUACAUUCGUUGUAUGCAGAUUGCAUGAAAUACAGGUACGGAGAUGACUCCAAGGAAGCACAAAUAGCCCAGCAUCGUGCAGAAUUGGCUCGCACAAGGGAGUUUGUUUACAGUGAUAGCUCUCCAUAUUGGAUAAAAUGGUACAAGUUGGAUUGCAAAGCUUGGUGGGUGUAUUAUGAGUUUAGAGCAGAAGGUUAUGACAAAGUUGCAGCUGAGCUCAAAAGGGCAAGGGAAGCGUUUUGGGAUCAUAUAAAAGGACAAUCCAAUGGUAAAGCGUACCGCAAUGCUCGGGAUGCAGCCGUAGUAGCGUUGAAGAAAUGGGAAAGAUGGAAUGAUUGUGUCGCCUGGGAUAAGGCCAAACAAAUGUACGACUCCGCAUUAGCCAAGUGGAAUGAGUUCAUACCCAAAGGCGAUCAAUACGCGAAACAAUUAGAGGAAACAAUUACUUCACGCAUCAAGAGUUUAGCGCCGAUAUCGGAAUUGUUGUGUGGUCACAUUGGUAAAAGUAUUUGCUGA
Molecule: messenger RNA, 744 nt
Organism: Trypanosoma theileri
Lineage: Eukaryota; Euglenozoa; Kinetoplastea; Trypanosomatida; Trypanosomatidae
Exons: 1
Coding region: 1-744 (247 amino acids)
Source: RefSeq, a predicted model, not a curated record